Messenger RNA from Dissoconium aciculare CBS 342.82, 759 nucleotides. RefSeq lists its product as uncharacterized. Bases 294 to 695 code for a protein of 133 amino acids. Lineage: Eukaryota; Fungi; Ascomycota; Dothideomycetes; Mycosphaerellales; Dissoconiaceae. The transcript has a single exon. The record is from RefSeq and is a predicted model, not a curated record.
CGGCUCCAAACCCCGUCAUUGGAUCCAUGACGAUCGUCACCGCUCGAUCGUCAUCGGCCUCCAAGCAGUCCAUCCGAGACCUGCUACACUUUCUCCCUCACGGUUCUCUGUCGAUUCAAUAUUUUGUUGCUUUUCUCGUUCUAUAUCCAUUAGCGAAGGCGUUCACCAGGAGCUUAUUGGGAUGAUUUCUCUUCUUUAACCGGGGUUGACUAUAUUUCUCAUCAAAGAAAAGUCGUUCAUCUCGGAAAAUUCUAUUUGCGGCAUUGGAGAAAGAUGAAAACAAGAGGAUACCUAUGAGCUCCCACCGCCGCCUCCACCCGUCUCCGCCACCGUCGUUACCGCGCGAGUACUGCAAGGGAGCGCGGCACGUCGACAGGUCCCGCUACGAUGCCCUCCUGCUGGAGAGUUCUUUCAGCCCCUGCUUUGUCCACUUCGAAUGCCCAUUAAUUGUCUGUCUCGCUUAUUUCCUAUGGGGUUUUGUCAUUACUGUUGACGAUGAUGCGGCGGCUGUUUUGUGCGAUCUGCUCUUGCUUGAUUUUGAGUUUGGCUUUUGCUCUUUUCAAUUCUUACCAUUCGCCAUUCAGCUGAACUUGGGUGAUAUUGCACACGAGAGAGGGCCCUCUGCUGGCGGAAGUGCCACAUCCUCUGUGUCAUUGUCGGGUGAGGCUCGGUGUCCCAUGGCGUCUGAUUCAUGAGGCUAAGAGCUCCGUGGGCGAAUAUUUUGCUCGGUUUAAGUGUGCAUGCGGUGGCUCUUAGCCA